CCAAUCAAGAGCUAGAGCCAUUUCGUUCAGGUCGUUUUCUAUGACCACGUCACCUCAACGGCUUUCCCGUUGCAUGGUUCUAUAUAUUUAACCACCACGGGUACCCACAUCUAUUCUCCUCUCCAAUUCUAUAUGCAUCUGCCCCAGCCACUUUGAUCUGCCUCUUCCUGCUCAGGGAAUUUGACCUGUGGGUGGGAGAUCGAUCGAUGGUGAUGAUGGGGCAGCUGGGGAGGCUGGUGGACGGGCUCAGGUCCAAGAUGAGGGCCGGCGUCGGCGGAAAGAAGAAGAAGGCGGCGGCGGCGGCGUACGAGCAGAUGGGCAAGACGGACAGCAUGAGGGUGGAGAUCAAGAGCCGGCAGGCGCAGAAGCUCAUCGCCAAGAACCUCGUCGCCGCCGACUCCAUAGGCCGCAGGAGCAGGAACAAGCGCUUCUUCCUCGCCUUCUAGCUCUCCGGCCGUCUUCUUCCUGAAAAACAAGAGCUAUGUCAUGUCCUAACAUGUGAGCUUUAGAUAGUACGUAUGGUUGCAUAGUGAUUGGUGAAUGUAAAGAAACCGCAAGAAAGCAGCGCAUACAGCACGAAGCUCUCUGCUACCACCUGUAACCACACAUGCAGUACGUGAUAUGUAAUAUCUGUCUCACCCGUGAACUUGCUAUUUAGCUUUCCGAAAAAUCAACAUUUGCAAA
This is a messenger RNA of Hordeum vulgare subsp. vulgare (domesticated barley), 684 nucleotides long. RefSeq lists its product as uncharacterized. Bases 207 to 446 code for a protein of 79 amino acids. The record is from RefSeq and is a predicted model, not a curated record. The transcript has 2 exons. NCBI's taxonomy places the organism in Eukaryota, Viridiplantae, Streptophyta, Magnoliopsida, Poales, Poaceae.